AUGGGAAUUUCCAGGGAAAAUGUUGAGAUAAUUAGAGUGUUGAUGAUAGCAAUGGGAAUCAUCGGUGCACAAGUAUUCGUGUACAACACCCAAUUUCACAACGUGAAGCAAGUAAGCCGCCGUGACUUCCUCUCGUGCAACGCCACGUUAGCGCUGGCCACCUACACUUCCGGUUCCGACACGGUGGCUCUUCCAACACCCGGCCACUACUACUUCCUCUGCGGCUUCCCUGGCCACUGCCAAGGCGGCCAAAAGCUCCAUGUCCUCGUCGUCGCCACUAUAGCCAGUCCCAGCCUCAGCCCGGAUUUAUCCCCUACUCUCUCACCUUCCACCGAGCCAUCUCCAUCUCCGGCCACGGCUUCCAACGAUUCCGCUCAAAACGGUGCCGCUUCAAAGCCCGUGUCGAUUGUUUUGGCUUCGGCUAUGAGUGUCAUUGUGUGA
This is a messenger RNA of Arabis nemorensis, 441 nucleotides long. The record is from the annotation of a GenBank genome assembly. Lineage: Eukaryota; Viridiplantae; Streptophyta; Magnoliopsida; Brassicales; Brassicaceae.